This is a messenger RNA of Dendronephthya gigantea, 8187 nucleotides long. Its product is annotated as E3 ubiquitin-protein ligase rnf213-alpha-like. The transcript is spliced from 4 exons. Gene Ontology annotation, molecular function: ATP binding; ubiquitin-protein transferase activity; ATP hydrolysis activity. The record is from RefSeq and is a predicted model, not a curated record. Lineage: Eukaryota; Metazoa; Cnidaria; Anthozoa; Malacalcyonacea; Nephtheidae. The annotation marks the transcript as partial.
AUGGGGAAAAAUAAGAAAGGUAAAAAAAAGAAAAACAGAGGAAAAAAUAAGCAUAAUGGUAAAAUGUCAUCCCAAAAAGAGACUCACGAAACAGACAGGGGGAGAAAACGGCUGUUAUCGUUUGAAGAAGUUGCUCCAAAGCGUCAAAAAUGCACAGCGGAUAAACAGCAGUUUCAUGAGGGAAACGUGGGUCAGGCGUCAAAUACAGAAACAUCUCACAUGCAUAUUCCUCCUGAAGUGAUUUUGAAUGAAAAGCAGCGACCAAGUGAAAGGCAAUAUCCCUUCCAAGUGAAAGGAAAUAUCCAACAGUAUACUACGAACGAACAUGGUAUUGGAGUUCAUGGAAUUUUCCCUUUACUGAAAUUUUGGUUUUCGACCCAAAAUAUGAAUGGAGACAUCAAUCAUGCUCUUCGGCAAAUACCAAAACUUACAUUGGAUGCUCAACAGUUCGACACACUUCUUCAAUGGGUUAUCGAUUGCACGAAUCUCGAUCAUUUACAUCCUAUGCAAGGAUUGUAUUUAUGUUAUGUAUUAGGUCAUUUAAUGCCCCCUUAUGGAUUACAAAUACCUCAAUCGGAACAAGUAAAAUGCGCUUUCGACAAGUUACUCGGAUGCCUAGCAGAGUGUGCAAAAUAUAACUGUUUUAACAUGUCGUUUUCGUUCUGUCAACCAUUAGAACAGCUGUCUCGUAUUCUUGUAGAAAACUGCAGUUACCCUGGAUGGCUUACUUUGGUUGUAUAUUUUUACCCCUAUUACCGCGAUACGAAACGGCUUUUACAAUUUCAAAUGGCUCACUUAAACUAUGAGCUGAGUCAUUACAAUUAUUUACUCUCUUUAUUACUACCUAAUAUUGAAAAGGUCAAUUGGAAAAGUCAAUUAACUCUUCGAGAAUUACUAAAAAUGGUGCUUCAGUCAGCUCCAGAAGGACAUGAUCUGUUUAGGUUGUGUGAAGAUAAGAAUAUGAAGAAAUGUUUUUUCACUGAGAAAGAAAGGCUAAAAUUUUUUGCCGACUGUUACUUGGAGCGCCUGCAAAGCAAUGAAAAUAACUCUACAAUAGGAGAAGUAUUGAAGAAGCUUCUGAUUAUACCUGCGAAAAUCCGCAAUUUAAAAUGGGGAUCAUUGUAUGAAUAUCUUCGGAGGUUUGCGAAAUCUGAUGCGCACCUUACAGAUGAAGAUAUUGCAGAUUUUCAGCAAUUAACAUUACAUCUGCCCAAGGAACAAUCCCAUGAUAUUCUUAUGUUUCUGUCAAAGUCGUCCUCCCCUCGCCGUCAGAACAUGGUGUUAGAGUUUCUAAAGAGCCCGAAAUUUGAAUCCAAGUGGAAAUCUCUCCCUUUAAAGAAAGUGGCGAUUGGAAAGUCAUGGUUGAUAAGAAAGUUGGAAACUGCAGCUGAUGAAAAGAAUCAUGGGAUAGCCGGAAAUAUGGUGUUAACGGCCCAUUGCCUUUUUAAAGACUUUAUUUCAUGCCUACCUGUUCGCGAGAACAAAACUAUGUUCAGCGAACUUGGAAAAACUGUUCGCAAUUGGUUGCUUGAAAAUGUAGAUUACGCGCUUAUCAUUAAAGAAUCAGGAGAAAUCAGUAACGUCGAUCUUCCGUCGGAUGUUAGAAGUAAUUUGUUCAAACUUGUGGACGAAGUACUGCGUCAAAAUUUCAAUCUGGUGAAUACGAAAGAAACAAUGAAUAACUUUUACAAUUCAAGUUUUCGCAGUCAACUUUUCAAAUGUGUGUUGGAUUCAUUGGAAAUCCCCAAUUAUGAAAAGAAGCAGUAUUCGCCGACCGAGAAAAAUUUUUUGACCAUGCUACAAUAUUGUGAAAUAUGGAUUGCAUUGUUUCGUACAGAGAGAGACUUUGAACGGGAGUCAAAAUUCCGAAAUGGGAAAAGAAUCUGGCAAAAUCUUGCGAGUUGUUUGGAAAAAGAAGAAAUAUCCGUAGAAUUUUUAAGCCUCGUGGCGAAGUAUGAGAAUGAACUAUCCUUGCUUUUGGCUUACGCGGUCCAGAGAACACCUCAAGAAAAUAUAGAUUCCAGACAACAGCAUAAUCUCACCAUGAUAAAAAAUCUAGUCGAGAAGGAAAGAGUUGUCCGCGAAAAAUUAUCGUGCUUGGAAUCGGCAAUAAAAUUUGCAAAAGCGAUAAACUCAGUUCAAUUCCCACAAAUAUUAAAUGAAAAAAGAGAGCACCUGAAAACUAAAAUACUUAAAGAUUUAAACGAUGACUUCUGGGGACCACUUCUACCGCUAUUGGAGCUAUCCUCCAAACUCGAACCUGUAAUGGACAGUGUGUCAUUCAGGAACAUUGCUGAAGACUGUGUUAAAAACAUUUCCACUUACUCCUCCGACGAUGACGAUACCAAGGCGUUAUAUUUAUUAUUCACGUUGCUUACAACUGAAACUAUCCAACAGUUCAAAGAGAAAUGGAAAAAGUUGAGCGAUGAUCCUGAGUCGCAAACGUUCGAAACAAUGAAGAUUUUAGAAGGUAUACGAGAUGAGGAGGACUUAAAGAAGGAACUAUCAAUUUUGGAAAAGAAUUUAAGCCCCCAAUUAAUUCCGGAUAAUUUAAGGCAGUAUAUGUUGGAUUAUGUUAAAUACGAAAGUGUUCAGAAAGAUGUCUGUGUCACGUUUAAAGCAUUGGAUACCUUUAAACUUCGUAAGCCGAACAAUAAUUUGGUCGCUACGUUAACGAAAUUCGAAGAAGAAUUUAAACCUGAUAGCUCAAUUUGCUUACAACAACUACACGAGCCAAUGGCUGAUGUUCAGGGAAUCAUUGGCGAGUAUCUAAACGAGAAUGAUUAUGAUGUUAUUGACGUGUUAGGACAAUCCAGUGAAUUGAUUGAAUUUCUUAAAGAAAUCAUCCACGUGGACAUCCGCAUACUAAUUGAUGCUGUUGAGGAACAUUCUGAUCAAUUUGUAUCGGAGUCGUUGGUUUCAGAACUUAUUCAUGUGCACGGAUUUCUGGCUCCUGUCAUUGAAGUGUGCCAGAAUAAUGCUUCAGGUGAUCAACUACCUCAACACGUUUUGCAGGAAAUAAAGAAUCAAUGCGAAGAUAACGAAAACAUGGCAGUAAAAAUUCACCAAUGUAAUGCACAUGUGCAUAGCCUUCAGCAGUUAUAUCAUAGUGUAGCAAACCGCGGGGAAGUCACAAGAGAGAUAAUCACUCAUUGUUUAACUAAAGGGUACGCCUGCAUUUCUCUUGAGGAAGAAGGCGUUUGCAAGAUUGAAAUAAAGUACAAGAAAAAAGAUGAAUCAGAAGCUAGUUACAUUCUGUCAGAUCUACGUGAUCUCCGCAGCCGUGCCCAUCUUAUCGUUAGCCCUGACCGUUCAUGGAAACAUUCAUCAGAAAACGACGAAAGUAUGGAACAACGUGUUAACUUUGUUGACUUCAUUGACCAGGUCAAUAUUUUGUGUGACAUCGAAGAGUUGAUUCUGAAAUUGCUAUCGUCUGGAUAUAUCAAGUACCAGACCAUGAAUAAAGUCACGCUAACAGGUGUAGAGGAGCUCCAAGAAAAGAAAAAAGAACUACAAGACGAAUUGUGUGAUUGGGAGAAAAGCUUAGACGAUGCUCGCCGGCAACAUCAUUUUCUUAACUAUUACUGGUCUGACCAACUGUGCGUGCUAUAUAACUUCUUAACAAAUCGGAACCGAAGUGAAGUUGAUUUUGAAAACCUCCUCACAUUGAUCCGUUUUGUUGAUUCAAAUAUUGAAGAACAAUAUUUACGAGAUUAUGGAGAGAAACAGUCAGAAAAUCAUUCGAAAAAUCAACAAAAUAAUUCUGAAUGUAAUCCAGAUGAAAUUAUUUUGAUAAUUGGAAACGCAUUGGAUGAAAUUUUUGCAAAAACUCGUCCCACAGAAAGAGCGAUUUUGAAAGACCAAACAUCUUGUUUUGAGCAUCAGCAAAACUCAGAAGUCCAACCUGGUGAACUUUAUGUUGUCGCUUUGAAGAAGAAUAGUACGGCACCCACCAUCAACGUCGUGCUUUCCUUGUAUGAAAAUACACUAAAUACUUACCCUGAACUUAAUCAAAUUAUUUUUUGUGAUGCAAACAAGCAGUGGAGAGAAAUCAAAUUAUUUUUGCGAAGAUGUUUUGCUAGAAACAAACCUUUUCAGAACAAAACUCUAUUUUGUCUUGCAAAUGUUGAACUACUAGAAAACGAAGUUCAGUUCAAUUUGAUAGAAUUCAUUAAAGCCGAACGAAAAAAUAACCCAAAUUAUCUUUUGGCGAUUAUCUGCCGGGGAGGAGAUGACCAUCACAUCAUUGAGGAGUUCUCACAGUUCUCUCAUCGCAUUCCUGGAAUGUCAAAUCCUGAAAUUUCUCAACGUUUCAGAUCUUCAUGGCCAGAUGUGAAGUUCGUGACGUCAACAUUACCAGGACUUGGUAAAACAGAAUUCAUUCGGGAGGAAGCGCUCGAGAAAGAAAUGAAUGUUGUCACAUUUCCCAUUAGUGGCCAAUUUGACCAAAGCAAGAUUAUUCGACGCUUAAAACAGAUUCAUCUCAGAAAUUUCCAAUGUCUUCAUUUUGAUAUUGGAGAAGUCGAUGAUCCAAUUUUGUUGGACACAUUUUUGUUCCAGUUAAUUGUCACAGGGAUGGUCUCGUGUGGAACCCAGUUAUACAGUCUUCGCAACACUCAUGUGUAUAUUGAAGUCGCUAAUUCAUUAAAUGAUCGGCUCUGCGAAUCCUUGGUAAUCUCUCAGUCUUUUACUUGCAAGGAAUUAAAAUGGGAUGACUAUAAGAACUUGAAAGUAAGUAAAAAAACAACAAGCGACAUUCAGGUAGUUUGCCAGUAUCUGGAUGUUUUUGACAGAAAUCGACUUGAAUCCACAGAUGUUCGCUUCAAAGGACAACAAAGAGUUGAAUCACUUCCAGCUAACAGGUGUCACGAGUUACUUCGCAAGUACUACUUGACUAGUUCUGAAACAACAUUUACCGCCCUAAACACUUUUUUGGGGUUACUCGCCAAUCAACUUAGAAAUUUUUCAAAAAGCUCCUUUUUCAUGACUCAUAAUAUAAAGUACAUGGUAGAACAGAAACAAAAGGGCGUUCGAAGAAAUCUAUUUGAAGCAUUGCUUGAAGUGUCGAAGAACUUCGCCGCGCGUGCUUUGAAUACUUGCAGCGCAAGAUACCACCUGCUUGAAGCAGAUACUCAGUCCAACACAAUCGCCGAACAUAUGAUCGGAAGAGUAGAGGAAAUGAUUCACUGGGAACAAAAUAACCAUCUUCUGAUAGUAUUUCAUGGCAACAAUUCUCAGGCAAUAACAGCGUUUUACAGGAAAAAGGAAGAUGUCCCACCAAAAGUUUCAGACCUGCUGAAAAACCAAAUAGUUAAGGAAGCCAAUAAAGAACUUGAAGAUUUUGAAUUGAUGAAUCAGCAACAACUGCAGGAAAAAUUGGAGAAAAUCGUUCGCACAGAAUCGCGUGGAGCAGAAGAAGGUUCUACUCUGGAAAAUGAAUCUUCUGGUUACGCGCUAACGCCAGAUAACAUGUUGAAGAUGAUCUUGAUAAUACUCCGAAUGAGAGCUAAUGUUCCUAUUAUAAUCAUGGGAGAAACUGGAUGUGGCAAAACGAGCUUGAUAAAGUAUUUGGCAAACAUUUGCGAAAUACCUUUCUUCGCAUUUAAUAUUCAUGCAGGACGAAGUGAGGAAGAAAUUAAGGAAUUCGUUAAAGAACGGGAUAAAGCUGCCAAUGAGAACCCUAAUCAGAAUUUUUGGGUGUUUCUUGAUGAAAUUAACACAUGUGGUCAUCUUGGACUAAUAAAUGGGAUUCUGUGUCAUCAUUUAAUGGGUGGUCAACCAUUAGCUACCAAUUUAGUGUUCAUUGCAGCAUGUAAUCCGUACAAAAGACGAACUGAAGAUCACAUACUUACCGCAGGUUUGGAGAUGAAUAAUAUGAAGGACGAAUAUUCCAAACUCGUGUAUCGUGUUCAUCCACUGCCAGAAGCCAUGGUGGAUUAUGUUUGGGACUAUGGUUCCUUGACACCUCACGAUGAAAAAGAAUACAUCAAAAGAAUGAUACAAUCGCUCCCUGGUAAAUAUCUGGACGUUUUAGCAGAGCUUAUCGCCGAAUCACAAAGGUUCAUCCGCGAAUCUGAAGAUAAUCCCUACUGCGUAAGUUUACGUGAUGUUCGUCGGUAUGUUCUUCUAGUGGAAUGGUUUAUAAAUAUGAUAGAAGACCGGGGGCGUUUUUCAAGGAGAGAUGGCGAUAGAUAUCAGGAACAUCUUAGGAAGUAUCGUGACGUGGCACAACAGUUUGAUACCGAACCAGUUUUGAAAAGUAUCAUCCUUGCAUUAGCUCAUUGUUAUCUAUCACGACUCGAGACUGACGAAUUAAGGAGGCGCUAUCAAGAACGUGUGACUCAAGUAUUUGCAACAAUGGCAAACGUAAGCGUUGAGGAAUUUUCAGCAAUCAUUCGAAUGGAACAAGAAGAUUACCUUGAUCGAAUGGAACUUCCUUCAGGAACAGCAAGAAAUGCUGCUCUACGAGAGAAUGUUUUUGUCAUGCUAGUAUCCAUUCUUAACCGUAUACCUGUUUUCGUGGUGGGAAAGCCCGGUUGCAGUAAAUCAUUGGCAAUCCAACUCAUAAGAAGUAGUCUUCGAGGCAAAGAUUCCAGAGACCCAUUCUUUAAGACCCUACCUCAGCUCUACGUCGUUUCUUAUCAAGGUUCAGAAUCUUCCACGUCUGAAGGAAUAACGAAAAUUUUUGAAAAAGCAUCAAAUUACAAAAAGCACAACAAAGAAGCGAAUGUGUUGCCGGUUGUUCUUCUUGAUGAAGUUGGUUUGGCAGAAAAUUCUCCAAACAAUCCUCUCAAAGUUCUGCACAGUAUUUUAGAACCAGGAAAAGGCGAAUUACCAGAAGUUGCAGUUGUUGGUAUUUCAAAUUGGGCGUUGGAUGCCGCUAAAAUGAACAGAGCCAUACACUUGUCACGACCAGAACCCACAGUUAAGGAUCUUGAAGAGACAGCAAUAUCCCUUUAUCAAGCUCAACGAAAUUCCACAGAAAAAAUGAAUACUUCUUCGAGCAGUGUGAUGAAUUGUCUCGCCAAAUCUUAUCAUGAAUACCUGUCCCAACAAGGACACGCGAAUUUCCAUGGCCUUCGUGACUACUACUCUCUUAUCAAAAGUCUUGGUCCUAACAGCUGUGAUGAUAUGGAUAAAAUUCAUCUGGCCUUACACCGGAAUUUCGGAGGCAUCCCGGCUGAAUCCAGCAAAGUGCAGCAAAUAUUUGUCGAUAAGAUAAAGUUCCACGUGCCCACAAGCAGGGAAUACGUCAGAAUUCCGGUCACUGCACUUAUUCAAGAGAAUCUUGACGACCUAAAAGCUCGCCAUUUGAUGCUCAUAACAAACGGAGAUUCAGCUAUUGGCAUACUCAAGCAGAAUCUCUCACAGUCAGCAAAGGAAACCAUCACAAUUUUUGGAAGUCGUUUUGAGGAAGAUGUGUCAGAUGACUACAAUUACAGAAUGUUAAGUCGCAUCAUCCUUUACAUGGAGCGUGAUUGUAUCCUGAUAUUGCGUGAUCUUGAAUGUAUCUAUGGAAGUCUGUAUGAUAUGUUAAAUCAGAAUUAUUCUGUGGUUGGGAAGAGAAAGAACUGUCGAGUGGCUCUUGGCGCCAACAGCAACCCAAUGUGUUAUGUUAACGACGGAUUUCGCUGCAUUGUUCUUGUUGAUCAGGACAAAGUCGAUUACUCUGAUCCGCCAUUCCUCAACAGAUUUGAAAAGCAGUUACUUCGUUUCUCUGACGUGCUGAAUGAAAACCAAAAAGAAAUUAUUGAAGAGUUAGAAUCAUGGGUUGAACAAAUGUCAUGUGUUGAAGAUUUAGACGAGCAAUUUAAAAAAUCUGAUAUGUUCAUGGGUUUUCACGAAGACACACUUCCAUCACUCGUUCUGUUACAUAGCAACGAUACAGACGAAUCAAACGAAGAGAUUGUAAAGAAAUGUAAAGAUGAUCUUAUGUGGAUUGCAACACCCGAUGGAGUGCUACGCACCCAGAAAUGCGAACAUGUAAAAGAAAACCCGCGAGAAGUGAAUAUGCUUACUAAAGAAUAUUUUGAGAAGCCAUUACACAACGGCCUGGCGUCAUUUAUUGCGCACGUUGUAGAAGAUGAAGAGUUUUCGUACCUGACCGGAGAAGACGUUGGCUCCAAAACUAUAGUAAUGACAUACGCCACUGUUCAUACGGACAUUGCCAAUUGUCUUGACGACACA